Molecule: messenger RNA, 1836 nt
Organism: Nerophis lumbriciformis (worm pipefish)
Lineage: Eukaryota; Metazoa; Chordata; Actinopteri; Syngnathiformes; Syngnathidae
Source: RefSeq, a predicted model, not a curated record
AUGACAGCCGAGAAGAGCGGACCGGUUAUAAAUGGUAAACCAGAGGAUGGCAGGGACACGGAUGACUCAAGUUCCAGCCUAGACAACAGGGAGUACUACGAGAGGGGCCAGUGGAACAACAAGAUCGAGUUUGUCCUGUCCGUGGCUGGAGAGAUUAUUGGGCUGGGCAAUGUCUGGAGGUUUCCCUACCUCUGCUACAAGAAUGGAGGAGGUGCCUUCUUUGUUCCAUACGUCAUCUUCUUUGUAUGCUGUGGUAUCCCCGUAUUUUUCCUGGAGACUGCCCUUGGUCAGUUCACCAGUGAGGGAGGCAUCACAUGCUGGAGGAAAGUCUGCCCCCUGUUUGAGGGCAUUGGCUAUGCAACCCAGGUGAUUGAAGCUCAUCUAAACGUAUACUAUGUAGUUAUCCUUGCCUGGGCCAUCUUCUACCUCUUUAACUGCUUCACCACUGAGCUCCCAUGGGCUGGCUGUGGCCAUUACUGGAAUACUGAGAACUGCGUUGACUACUAUGGAGAAAACGCCACCAACAUUACUAACCCCAAUGCAACCUCCCCUGUUAUUGAAUUCUGGGAACGGAGGGUCCUGAAGAUAUCUGAUGGCAUUGAACACGUAGGGGGCAUGCGCUGGGAGCUUGCCAUGUGCCUGGCACUGGCCUGGUUUAUCUGCUACUUCUGCAUCUGGAAGGGACCCAAGUCAACUGGCAAGGUCGUGUAUGUGACUGCCACUUUUCCUUACUUCAUGUUGCUAAUUCUGCUGAUCAGAGGAGUAACGCUGCCAGGAGCGUUCGACGGCAUCAAGUUUUACCUCUACCCGGACAUCUCCCGACUUUCUGAUCCUCAGGUUUGGGUGGAUGCAGGAACACAAAUCUUUUUCUCUUAUGCCAUCUGCCUGGGCUGCCUUACUGCGCUUGGUAGUUAUAACGCCUACAACAAUAACUGCUACAGGGACUGCAUCAUGCUGUGCUGUCUAAACAGCGGCACAAGCUUUGUAGCAGGUUUUGCUAUUUUCUCCGUGCUGGGAUUCAUGGCGUACGAACAGAACGUGCCCAUUGAGGCCGUAGCAGAAUCUGGUCCUGGCCUUGCCUUCAUUGCAUACCCAAAAGCUGUGACCAUGAUGCCUCUGUCUCCACUUUGGGCCUGUCUAUUCUUUAUGAUGCUGAUCUUUCUUGGACUGGACAGUCAAUUUGUGUGUGUGGAAAGCCUGGUGACGGCUGUGGUGGAUAUGUACCCAGAGACGUUCAGGAGAGGCUACCGCAGAGAACUGCUGAUUCUUGGCAUGUCUAUUGCUUCUUUCCUUAUCGGACUCAUCAUGUGUACAGAGGGAGGGAUGUACGUCUUCCAGCUGUUUGAUUCGUACGCUGCCAGUGGGAUGUGCUUGCUCUUUGUGGCCAUCUUUGAGUCCAUAUGUAUCGGAUGGGUUUAUGGCAGCGACAGAUUCUACCGAAACAUUGAGGACAUGAUUGGCUACAAACCUGUUUUCUUCAUCAAAUGGUGCUGGAUGAUCUUGACCCCAGGCAUCUGUGCUGGUAUUUUCCUGUUCUUCUUGAUCAAAUACAAACCACUCAAGUACAACAAUGUGUACAUCUAUCCUGACUGGGGUUACGGCAUCGGCUGGUUCAUGGCGAUGUCCUCUAUGGUGUGUAUCCCUCUGGGAAUGAUCUGGAUGAUCUGGAAGACUCCCGGCACUUUCUCUGAGAGAAUGAAGAAGUUGACAACGCCCAGCCCGGACCUGAAAAUGCGAGGCAAGCUCGCCGCUCUCAGUCCGUAUGCCGCCAACGACGCCAUGCUAAAGGCUGAUGGGAAAAUAUCCACUGUCUCAGAGAAGGAAACACAUUUCUAA